Molecule: messenger RNA, 5400 nt
Organism: Paramormyrops kingsleyae
Lineage: Eukaryota; Metazoa; Chordata; Actinopteri; Osteoglossiformes; Mormyridae
Gene: wnt9b
Product: wingless-type MMTV integration site family, member 9B
Biological process (GO): canonical Wnt signaling pathway; multicellular organism development; cell fate commitment
Cellular component (GO): extracellular region
Molecular function (GO): frizzled binding; cytokine activity
Source: RefSeq, a predicted model, not a curated record
UGCAACGAAGACUUCACGGUGGAGAAAUAGCGAGAUGAAGAGCGGCAUUAGUCCGGCAUCAUGUGCCCCAGGCUCCCAAGGACCGCCUGCUUGCUACGACUCACUGUCCUCUGCAUCAUUCUAUCACAAACAUCAGCUUAUUUCGGGUUGAUAGGCAGGGAGUUUCUGCCGGCUCCCAUACCCAGCGAUGCCCAGUCGGAUAAAGCGCACCUUAAGCAGUGUGAACAGCUGGCACUGAACCGUCGCCAGAAGCGUCUUUGUCGGCGGGACCCGGGAUUGGCCGAAACCUUGCGGGAGUCCGUACGCCUCAGCCUGCUGGAGUGUCGGUACCAGUUCAGAAACGAGAGGUGGAACUGUAGCCUGGACGGCCGUGGCAGCCUGAUAAAGCGAGGCUUCAAGGAGACGGCAUUCCUGCUGGCCAUCUCCUCGGCGGCGCUGUCCCAUGCGCUGGCCAAGGCGUGCAGCUCGGGCCGCAUGGAGCGCUGCACGUGCGACGACUCGCCAGAGCUGCAGCACCGUGAGGCCUGGAAGUGGGGCAUAUGCGGGGACAACCUCAAGUACAGCACCAAGCUCCUCAAGAACUUCCUGGGCAGCAAGCGGGUCAGCAAGGACCUGAGGGCUCAGAUUGACUCCCACAACGUUAACGUGGGCAUUCGUGCGGUCAAGAGUGGCCUGAAGACCACGUGCAAGUGCCAUGGCGUGUCGGGCUCGUGUGCCGUGCGCACCUGCUGGAAGCAGCUCUCCCCGUUCCACGACACCGGCCGGCUGCUCAAGUUCCGCUACGACUCGGCCGUGCGCGUGUACAGCGCCACCAACGAUGCCACGGGGGAGACGCAGCUGGCGGGCGCCCAUCGCCACAACAACGGUCCUCGCCCCACCGACCUGGUCUACCUAGAGGAUUCGCCCAGCUUCUGCCGUCCAUCCCGCUACUCUCCUGGGACCGCGGGACGUCCCUGUGCCAAGGACACCAGCUGCCAAAGCUUGUGCUGUGGGCGUGGCUACAACACGGCCCUACGGCUCACCACGCUGUCGUGCCACUGCCAGGUGCGCUGGUGCUGCCACGUGGAAUGCCAGACCUGCGUGAGAGAGGAGGAAGUCUACACCUGCAAGAAGCACUGAGACCCGCAUUCAGCCACACGGUCCGGGGAUGAAGCAGAGACGGGGGGAAGCAGGGCCAGUGAGAAGAGCGGGAGAAGUGGGGGGAUGCAGAGAAUCUGAGGAAAUGUGGCGUGAUGUUUAGUAUGACUCACUGUCUCUCCUCCCUCAAGGCACCAAUAAGCAUACAUAUCCAUACAGUUCAUAUCAUAUCCAUACCAGUCAUCUGUUUGCCAGUGAAUUGGUGCAAACAGGAAGCAAGAAUGCCUCAAUGCAAACACCACAACAAAGACUAUCCCUAAAGGGAGAACUAAAGACUAAACGUCAAGUCUUAACCUUCUCCGUGCGGCGUUGCACAGCAUAUGGUGGCGAGCACUGUCAGAGGGGUUGGCCACGUGUCCCACCAGCAUGGACAGACCUGUCACCCUGUCUGCUGAUAGGAAUGAGAUCUUAACAGGGCGUGGAGAUCCACCAUCUAUGGGUGCUACAUGUGAAAUGGAUACUGAAGUCUGGAGGAUGGACUUUUAGUUGCGUUUGGGACCUGAGGUCGGCAGUUAUUGAGCGCAACACCGACUGAGUGUGUCCGACUGUCGGCGACCAUUUUCUCUACUGUGCCGUUUGGUGCCAGUGCCUUCCCUGUGCCACCAUCUUUGCUGCUGGUUUGCUGCCUGUGUUCUUGUCUCUGAAAACUCUACGGUUGUGUAGAAACUUAAUGUAGGUCUUUAUACCUGCUUUCUGCUGUAAGAAGAUACAAGUGGGUCCUGGUGUAAAUACUGGAAUAAUAAUUAGCACUUAUUUCCCAGCUGUGUACUUAGAUUUUUAUAUACAAUUACCAAGUUGAACAUUGUGUUCAGAGGAUCUCUGAUCCACUAGUUGAUUAUGGAUCUUGCUGAUUUAUUGUUUUGAAAGUUUUGUUGCUCUUUUAACACCUGUUAUGUUCAGCUGUGUUUUCUGCCUCAUUGUAUGUUUUAUUUGACCACUUCCCUGACAUGUACUUUCAUGGUUAUGUUUUGCUCUGUGUUAUCCAGAGUAUAUGUAAUGCUGGUAAACAGUUUUCUAUCAUUUAAUAUGUCAGUUACUAAGGUUUUAAUUUGAAAUAAGUAAUUUUUCUUGGAGUAAUUAUUGCCUGUGGCCAAUGUUUAGACAAUGAAAAUAUAGUCAGUUCUCCAUAUAUCUCCGGGGGGUUCUGGAUCCAAUCCCCCGUCGAUACCAGAACCCACGGAUGCUCAAGUCCCUUGUAUGAAAUGAUAUAGUAUUUGUAUAUGACCUCCGUACAUCCUCCUGUAGGGUGACCAGAUAGUCCCUGUCAGGGGGGAGACUUGGAGCUAGGACAGGAUUUAUAAAAUUUCAUUUCAAUCAAAAGGACCUGGAUUUCAUUUAAGCACUGAGUUCAUGCUGGGUGCUGAUUGGUCAGUCUCCUAUAAUCAUGCAUGUGCCACUAAUGUUAAUUUGAAACAGCUGGAUGAGUCUUUCAAUCAAGGAAACAAACCAGUCAAAGCACGUGAAGAACUGAACUCUUUAGCUAAGCACAGGAGCCUUUCAGUUUCAGAGUAGUUUGUAAAACCUGAAGCAGCUCAAAAUGUCCCCCUUGAAAUGGAUUACCUGGUCACCCUGUCUUCCUGUAUACUUUAAAGCGGGAUUCAGAAAUUCUGGUCCUGGAGGGGCAGUUUGCAACACAGUUUACAAAAAAGGGACACGAUGGUUGUAUAACAAACAGUACAAGUGUUAUGAAGGGAUAUUUCAUUCUUUGUGCAUUAUUGUGUUUUUUUUUUUUUUUAAACCUAUUUCGCUUGUAAACUUUUGUUUGAAUGUCUUCCAUGUCACUGAAAUCAAGAGGAAUUUAUUUCGUCGUUAGCAUCAGAUGUUGCCACCCCAGUACCUCAUUUAAAGCUCCACUUUGUGUCUCUCCUUCUGCCUUUGAAGUCACUGGUUUCCCACUGUUUUCCCCUCGUUAACAAUUAAGUGAAAUUGCAGUGUUUAUCCUCUGGACCCCUUCGUUUUUCCACGACGAAGGGUGAAACGUGCAAGCGGUGUCCCAACUUGCUUUCGUAGUGUGUCUUUUUUUUAUUUUUUUAUAAUUUCCUAGUUACUGUUAUUGUUUGCUUGAGCUAAGAAGAAAAUUAUUUCAUGCCCAUGGGCAAACCCCCCCCCCCCCUUCUGCUGCUGCCGCCGCCUUCAUGAGAGUGUUUGGGGAGAACUGGCAACCCAGUGUAAGAGGUGGAUUUCAGGUUCAUUUCAAGCAGUUUAGGAGGACAGUUAAAGAACUUUGGGGUUCAUUCUGUCAGAGAUAAAGGUCCUUCUUCCCAAAGCCUGGAUGUUAUUAGUGGAAUAUUACAUCUUCGCUUUGUCAGACAGCUGUUUUUGUUGGCCACGGAUCAGGGUAAUCACAGGCAAAAGUUUUUGAUGCCAGGAAGGAAAUUCCCAGGAGCUGCAAAAGCACCACUGUUAAAUUAGACUCAUUGAUCAAACCCCGAGCAUUCUAGCUUACUACAUAGGGUGACCCAGACAGAUCUGCCAUCGCAGUUCAUUUGCGGGACCUUAUCAUCUAAAUUAGGAUCUAGAAGGCAUGUAUAAGCUCACCCUGUCUGCUUUGUGGUACUGCCAUAGGAUCACAUAAGGAAAACCAGCUUGCCCCUCGAGGAACUCCGAAAAUCUUCAUUAGGUAAAGGCAGUCAGCCAACCUUAACAGUCUGACAUGUUAGCACGUCUAGAUUGUCUCCCACCCAUUUUUCAUAUCCACCUACCCAGUAUUGGGUCCAGGAGCAUAUCCCAGAAGGCUCAGGGUACAAGAAAGUUAUUGCAAUAUUAUAUAGCAUUUAAAUGUUAUUUUGUUAUCAUGUAGCCUCGUACAUUGCUACAGCCGCAGACACAGCAUGGAUAUUUCAGUGGUGCUCCAUCAAUGAAUAACACAUUUAUAUAAUCAUACGUAAUGGAAAACAAAAUCACUCUGAUAGUCAAUGCUGACCAGUUUUAUUAGAGUAAAUAUGAAAAUUCCCAUGAAAGUCCACAACAUGACCAUUUCUCAUUUCCUUUCAUGGAACGGCUUUGCUUUUUAUAUAACGCCAAGUGGCCAGGCUUGACGUCCGAUUUCACCACCAGUUUUUGCCAUUUCAUUUGCUAUGUCUCAGAAUGCUGAGCCGCCUCACCCAGAAGGCGGUAAUAGCAGACCUCCCUCUGUAACUUAUUUAUCUGCUCUGUGAAUAUUGGCAAAAUGUAAUGAGUUGCAUCUCAUCCCUAGCCGUGACUUAGCAAUGAUCCAUAUCACUAAUAAAAAAUGAUCCCCCAUGUCGCUGCCUUUCCGUUUGUAACUCGAUUGUACAACUUGUGUUAUCUCCAAAUGAGCAGUGAGUUCAUUCUGUUAACACACUGCAACUCUGGUUUUUAGCCAAUCCAUUAUCAAAAACAUUUGAAAUUAUGAAAGGCAUGUAUUAUCUCAAAUGGGGAGAAAAGUAGAAUCCAUGCUUUGUGUUCCUAUAUGUGGGGGUGAAACUUCCAACUUUGAGUGAAUACCUCUCCCCUGCAUCCCCAUCAGAGCAGCUCUCCUCUUCCUCUAGCUGAUGUUCUUUCCACCCUUCAUCCCAUCAUCCCACCUGAAGCGGUUUGUCAGUAGCAGUGCUCUGAAUCCCACCUCCCAUUUUUCCUCUUACCGUAUGGUAUUGCUGUGCUUGCCUCUUCUCAGGAAUGUCAUUUCAGCAUUUUCUUGGCUCUCAUUGGUUCCUUCCAACAUGAAGCCACCCAUGUUUUUUUAAAAAUGAAGCCUAUUUUUCCUGUUUUUAAUAACCUCUGAAACAGUUUCACUGUGGCCUUUGGUGCUGCUGAAGACCACAGUCAGGCUCUCUCUCAGAUAUGAAAAAUAGCAAAAACAAGCUCCCUCUUUAAAAACACAGAGAUGGACUCACACCAUAGCAACAGGUGAUUCACGAGUUGACACCUGCAGGCAUGCGAUCAGGUCUGUCUAUAGCACGUGUACCGUCCCCAAUGGCAUUGUAAGCUCCCAUAAUCACUGUCUGUCUCAGUCACGGCAAUGAACGCGGACGGGGAAAACACAAAGAGGAAGCCGCCAACAUCCUGCUCCCCUUUGAACUUUGCAAACAUAGAAGUUCCAGGAUAAGACACUGUACUCGUCAUACAAUGGGCACAGGUGCUCAUUAGUAAUACUGCAGACGGAGCAGGAUAUGCUUAAAUUGCCAAUGUGGCAAUGUGACCAGCGAUAAUUAAACAAAACAAUUAACUAGGACAAUAUGGACUACAGGGACAGCUAAUGUGAAAAAAACUAUAUUUCAGACUCUAGUCUAUUUCUAGAAA